AUGCGGGGUUUGCCGUCUCAGGAGGCGAAAGAAGACAAUGGUGAGCCUACCGCAUCCACGUUGACCGGAUAUUUGAUGACAGGGACCAUGCGCGCAUAUGCCCAUAUACAUCCAUCCAUCCAUCCAUCCGUGGAGGUUCAAGUUGGUGUCGGGCUGAGAUCUGCCGCACUGGGUGUUCUGAUGCUCGCGAGGCUUGUGACACGCCGUGAGAAUAUCCUUUGCGGCAAGCAGCAGAACGGGUUAAGACCGUUAGCCAUCAUUCUAGAAGAACUCCUCGUCGAAUAUCGGUCCGCAUCCACUGGAGUAUUCCCGUCACAAGGUACAGUAGAUGAAGGUAUCUGGUACGCUGAUGGAACAAGCCGAACACCCGAGACGGCAAGGUAUGUGAUCGGCUGUCCGUCGCUCCCAUCAACGUCGACUUCACGCAUGGAUGUCGUACUUUGCACGAUGGACGGGCCCUCGUACCGUCACCCGGCCAUGUCACAGGCAGGUAGAAGGGAUAGCCCUUCAACUCGGCCCCAACAAACGAGAAGCUCUACCGCCAUGUAUGAUGUCUUCCCAGCAGAACUGGUGGGCUUGCUUGAAAGUUACCACCAGGCUGGCCUUGGGGAGCCGUGUGGGCUUCCAUGGAUACGGCAAACUUACCGUGGAACACUAAUAACUAAAUUCGCCAGACUAACUGGUGCAAACCGCCCUGUGCAGCCCGUGCAAACCAAGGGGCAGCGAGCUCUCGACGGGUGA
Messenger RNA from Coccidioides immitis RS, 741 nucleotides. RefSeq lists its product as uncharacterized. The record is from RefSeq and is a predicted model, not a curated record. The transcript has 4 exons. NCBI's taxonomy places the organism in Eukaryota, Fungi, Ascomycota, Eurotiomycetes, Onygenales, Onygenaceae. Bases 1 to 741 code for a protein of 246 amino acids.